Phragmites australis (common reed) is the source of this 1917-nucleotide messenger RNA. Its product is annotated as serine/threonine-protein kinase BSK1-2-like. Gene Ontology annotation, molecular function: protein kinase activity; protein binding; ATP binding. The record is from RefSeq and is a predicted model, not a curated record. Lineage: Eukaryota; Viridiplantae; Streptophyta; Magnoliopsida; Poales; Poaceae. The coding region runs from base 1 to 1539 and encodes 512 amino acids. Gene Ontology annotation, biological process: protein phosphorylation; brassinosteroid mediated signaling pathway. The transcript has 9 exons.
AUGGGUUGCUGCCUCUCCUCGCUGCGGGCGGGGGCGGGGGCGGGGCCCCACGCGGAGAGGCCGCCCCGGCGCCGACCGCCGCCGCCGCCGACUCACCGCCCGUCCAUCUCGCUGAACGCGCACCAGGCCGCCGCCGGGGACGUCCCGGCGUUCGCGGAGUUCUCGCUUGCGGAGCUCCGCGCGGCGACGGGCGGUUUCGCGGCGGAGAACAUCGUCUCCGAGAGCGGCGAGAAGGCGCCCAACCUCGUCUACAGGGGCCAGCUGAAGGGCUCCGGAGCCGCCCCGCGCGCCAUCGCCGUGAAGAAGUUCGCCAAGCUCGCCUGGCCCGACCCCAAGCAGUUCGUGGAGGAGGCGAAGGGGGUGGGCGGGCUGCGGCACCCGAGGCUGGCGAACCUGAUCGGCUACUGCUCCGACGGCGACGAGCGCCUGCUCGUUGCCGAGUUCAUGCCCAACGACACCCUCGCCAAGCACCUGUUCCACUGGGAAAACCAGACUAUUGAAUGGGCUAUGCGUCUGAGGGUUGCGUACUACAUUUCUGAAGCAUUGGAAUGUUGUAGUAUGAGGGGACGGCCUUUAUAUCAUGACCUAAAUGCAUACAGGGUUCUCUUUGACGAGAAUGGCGCCCCUCGUCUGUCAUGCUUUGGUCUGAUGAAAAACAGCAGGGAUGGGAAAAGCUAUAGCACGAACCUAGCAUAUACACCUCCAGAAUAUCUGAGAAAUGGCAGGGUUACCCCAGAAAGCGUCAUAUUCAGUUUUGGCACUGUGCUCCUUGAUCUUCUCAGUGGAAAGCGCAUACCCCCUUCCCAUGCACUUGAUAUCAUGAGAGGCAGAAACAUCGAAGCACUAAUGGAUUCACAUUUGGAGGGGAACUACUCAACAGAGGUGGCUACUACAUUGGUGAACCUUGCUUCUCAAUGUUUACAGUACGAGCCAAGAGAUCGGCCUGAUAUAAAAAGGUUGGUUUCCAUUCUGAAGCCUUUGCAGACAAAAUCGGAGGUACCAUCCUAUGUGAUGCUUGGAGUUCCAAAGCCUGUGGAAGAACCGCAGGUACCUCCUACUCCACAGCACCCUCUUUCUCCCAUGGGAGAAGCCUGCUCCAGGAUGGACCUAACUGCCAUCCAUCAGAUCCUAUUCACAACACAUUACAGAGAUGAUGAAGGGACCAAUGAGCUAUCUUUUCAAGAAUGGACACAACAGAUGAGGGAUAUGUUGGAUGCAAGGAAACGUGGCGACUUUGCCUUCCGAGAGAAAGAUUUUAAGGCAGCAAUAGAUUGUUAUAGUGAGUUUGUUGAUGUGGGGACAAUGGUGUCACCAACCGUACUUGCCAGACGGAGCUUGUGCUACCUUAUGUGUGACCAACCUGAUGCUGCCCUCCGGGAUGCAAUGCAAGCACAGAUGGUUUAUCCCGAUUGGUCCACAGCUUUCUACAUGCAGGCAGUUGCACUAUCCAAGCUAAAUAUGCAGAGUGACGCCGUGGACAUGUUGAAUGAGGCGUCACAGCUAGAAGAGAAGAGGCAAAAGAGCACAAAUGGUCCUUGAAGAACAUCUUCAACUCAGAGAAGUGGCAUCCCUUCUAUAAGCAUAGAUUUGCGCUAUGUAGUAUAUUCUCCAACCUUUUCCCCUGUAGAAAGUGCUUAGUAUAUUGCGUGGUUAGAACGUAGAAGUAAAAGGAAACCUCUGGAGAAGAUGCUCUCUGGAGCCCUGUGAUGAAAACAACCCAUUUGGUUUGGCAUUUCUGUGAUAGGUUCUGCAUUUUUUGGGUCCAUGUAUAUAACACCAGUUGCAUGGGAGUUCAAAAACUUAAUAUAGGUGCUGGUUGUUCAGAAGGCCCCCCCUGUAGCCAAAGCUAAUAAACAUGUCUUGUUUGUGCAAAACUGUUUAUUUGGACAUCGGCUCCAUUGAUACAGAUUUGAGUAA